This is a messenger RNA of Dovyalis caffra, 1026 nucleotides long. The record is from the annotation of a GenBank genome assembly. NCBI's taxonomy places the organism in Eukaryota, Viridiplantae, Streptophyta, Magnoliopsida, Malpighiales, Salicaceae.
AUGACACUUAACUUUCUUAGAAAUAAGAAGCAGGGAAAUCCGGCUGGAAAAGGUCCUCACGUACCUUCAAACAAUAUUGGCCGCUACGAACAAGAUCAGCAACAACAGAUCAAAAGCGAGUCCCAGAGAUAUGAGGAGAUUAUUUCAACCCUUCCUAAGGAAUCUGCAUGGUUGGGUGAGCAUUACAAGAUUGAAGGGUUUUGGUAUGAUCCUCUUUGGGCAGUCGGAGUAUUUUGGGCACAGGAAAACUUCCAGGCACGCUCUAGUGAUGCUCUCAUGUUUGCCAUCCAGAAAAGAAAUCAUCAUUGCAUCAAUGAUUCAACUCACCCUUUGGUCUCUACAAACCCUCAUAAGUGCGUGCCCUAUUUAGAGCUACAAGCUCAUGAAGAUGACCCAGUUACAUACCUGAAUUCUCUUCCCUCACCUAGGCUGCUUGGCACACAUGUCUCUUACACCUCAUUGCCAAAAUCCAUCAUAAAUUCAGGUUCUAGGAUUGUGUGCAUUUAUCGGGAAUGGAAAGAUGUUUUAGUGUCCUUGUGGAAGUUUAUCAAUAAAAUAAGAUCUGCAAGGAGCAUGCUACCCUUGCCUCUGGAAGAAGGGUUUGAGUUUUUCUGUAAAGGAGUUUCUCUUUCAGGACCCUUUUGGGAGUACAAUUUGGAGUACUGGAAUGUAAGUUUAGAACGUCCGAAUAAUGUGUUUUUUCUCAAGUAUGAGGAUUUGAAGAAGGAUACUCCUUUUUAUGUGAAGAAGCUGGCAGAUUUUAUGGAAUGUCCUUUUCCGGAGGAUGAAAAAAGUGAAGGUGUUGUGGAUGACAUAAUAAAGCUAUGUAGUCUUGAGAAUUUGAGCAAUCUGGAGGUGAAUAAAACUGGAACAUUUCAUUUGGGCUCCCAAGUCGUUUCAAAGGUGGGCAACGAUGUGUUCUUCCGGCGAGGUAACGUUGGAGAUUCGAAGACUUGUUUGACGCCUAAGAUGAUUAAGCAGCUUGAUGAAAUUACAGUGGCAAAGUUCAUUAAGGGUCUGGACUGA